Messenger RNA from Helobdella robusta, 573 nucleotides. RefSeq lists its product as hypothetical. The record is from RefSeq and is a predicted model, not a curated record. The coding region runs from base 1 to 573 and encodes 190 amino acids. The transcript is spliced from 4 exons. Lineage: Eukaryota; Metazoa; Annelida; Clitellata; Rhynchobdellida; Glossiphoniidae.
AUGUAUUUAUUUUUGGCAAAAAGUGAUUUGUUAAAAAAUAUUUUUACUCUCGUUACAUUUGGCGGUGGCCUCAUGGCUACAACCUUAUCAGAUGGUAGCAACUACAAGCGCGUUUUUGGUUGUAACAGUGGAAGCGUGUGUGGAGAUGGUGCUGACUCUUUCGAUAUUUUCCACCUGGGGAUGUAUGAUCCGUGUAGGGCAUUGCUUACAUGUUCCUGGCUGUGUUCCAAUUCGAGUACCGAUUGCCGAGGAUUCGAUAUCCGAUUCGAUACCGGCAAAUGCGACUCACUGAGCUUGUCCAUUGACGGAAAGUUGAACGGAAAGUUCUCUGGCAUUUAUUCCGAAUAUAAAGCAGAGGUCGCAUUAUCCAAUCGCGUCAUAGCUGUUUUGAUUUCCAACUUUUUCGACAUGCCGAAAAUCUGCGGUAGAGUCAGCCCCUUCGCAAUCAUUCCCGACCGAACUUGGAGACGUACCAGCGAAAGUUUCAAAAACUGGAUGGACUUAACUUGUGCUAGAAAAGAGCAAGAGCUGAGGGGCAAGUUGGUCAAGAGCUACCGACAUAACCAUAUAUAA